This is a messenger RNA of Amaranthus tricolor (Joseph's coat), 2504 nucleotides long. Its product is annotated as protein terminal ear1 homolog. The record is from RefSeq and is a predicted model, not a curated record. The transcript is spliced from 5 exons. The coding region runs from base 171 to 2168 and encodes 665 amino acids. Lineage: Eukaryota; Viridiplantae; Streptophyta; Magnoliopsida; Caryophyllales; Amaranthaceae. Gene Ontology annotation, molecular function: RNA binding.
CCCCAAAACCCAAACCCACACAAAACAACAAAACUCCAAACCUUUCUCCCCUUUCUCUCUCUUCGCUCCCACUUUUUCUCUCUCUAACCUUCUCUACUCCAUCAAUGGCUUCCUAACCUCUUCCGAACAACCAUUAUCUCCGUCAUCACACAACCAUAAACCUCUCUAAAAUGUCGCAAAACGACGUCGUACGCUUCCAUGGAAACCUAGACCCAUCAGCUCAAGAGUUCCGACCCACAUACCAUCCCCAUCACCACCUCCCUUUUCUCCCUCAUCCACCACUACAACCUUUUUACCCGGAUUCUAUUUACUUACCCGUUCAAAUAAACCCGAAUCCGCUACCUAGUCCAGUUUUUGUUCCGCCGUCAAUUCCACCGCCGGCGUCAUCUCCGACUAGAGCACUUCUUUUAACUGCCGUCCCCGCCGACGUUAGCGAAUCGUUAAUCCGACGAGAACUUGAAAUCUUUGGCGAUGUUAGAGCCGUUCAGAUGGAGAGAGUUUCAGAAGGAAUAGUAACCGUUCAUUUUUAUGAUCUAAGGGUUGCACAUGCAGCUCUUGAUUCCGUACGUGAACAACACAUGCAACACCAGAAUCGCCUCCGUAUUUACUAUUCUUCUAUUUUGGCGCCAAAUAAUACUGGCCCGAUUCCUGGACUUGAGGUUUUAGCUGGCCCACCUCCGCCGCCUCCUCCUUCUCCUGGACUCAUUGCGGGCCGGCCGGUUUGGGCACAGUUUUGUAUUCCUGCUACAAACGCUUUUCCGGACGGUCAAAAUCAGGGCACUAUCGUCAUUUUCAAUCUUAACCCUACUCUUUCUGCUCUUGCUCUCAAGGACAUCUUCCAAACAUUUGGGGCGGUUAAGGAAUUAAGAGAGACGCCAUUGAAGAGGCAUCAAAGAUUUGUAGAGUUCUAUGACGUUCGAGAUGCUUCUAGAGCUUUAUUAGAAAUGAAUGGGAAAGAAAUCAAUGGUAGAAGUGUGAUGAUAGAGUAUAGUAGACCUGGUGGACAUUCUAACAAGAAGUUUAACCACCAUUUCAAUCCAAUCAACAAAAACUUCAGCGCCCACAAUCAUAGUACCAAUGACCAAAUUCUAAAUCCCCCAUUACUUCCGCCACAACAACCUCCUCCAUUCAAUCUCCGCCACAAAAGAACAUCCCCUCGACAGAAUGCUCGGUGUCGUCGAAGCUCUCCAAGUAGCGAGGAGUCUCUUGAAGCUGCCAUGAAUGGUCUUGCACUACGAGGUGGUAACGGAAAUGGUAAUAGGAAUAGGAUUAGAAAUGAGGAGAGAGAAAAUGUUGGUGUUAGGAACAGUGGUGGGAAUAACAAUGGAAAUUGUUCGAGUCAUAAAUCAUUGACGAAAACAAAACCAUGGAAAGGGAAACAAAAGAAUUUUGAUCCAAGGUUUUUGAUUAAGGAAGAAGCAGUUAUUGAAGAAAGUGGUUCAUGUAAAGAUAAUAGGACUACUGUUAUGAUCAAGAACAUACCCAACAAGUAUAGUCAGAAGCUGUUGUUGAAUAUGUUAGACAAUCACUGCAUACACUGCAAUGAACAGAUAACAGCUGCUGAAGAAGAUGAUGAUUUGCCAUUGUCUUCCUACGAUUUUGUUUACCUCCCAAUAGAUUUCAACAACAAAUGCAAUGUGGGAUAUGGGUUUGUGAAUAUGACUUCCCCAGAAGCUACUUUGAGGUUAUACAAGGCUUUCCAUCAUCAACAUUGGGAAGUUUUUAAUUCUCGCAAGAUUUGUGAGGUCACUUAUGCUAGAGUUCAGGGAUUGGAAGCAUUGAAAGAGCAUUUUAAGAACUCAAAAUUCGCAUGUGAGAACGACGAGUAUCUUCCCGUAGUAUUCUCCCCGCCUCGAGAUGGUCGAAACUUACCUGCUCCGCUCCCAAUCGUUUUCUCCAACACUACCACAUCAUCCACCGUUCAUCUCGAGUGCACCGACAUUGAUGGCUCUGAUUUCGCCUCAUCCACUACCUCCACAAUAACCACCCAUCAUUUUGAUCAUGAUAAUAGUAAUACCAUCAGUGGUGGAGAUCAAGAGGCUACUAAUGACAAUAGUAAUGAUGAUGAUAGUACUACAACUAGGUCAUCAAACGGCGGCGGGGAUGUUUUGAAUGAAGAUGAUGGAGGGAGUAGUAAUAGUAGUAUGGGCUGUAGCAUAGCUGAUUAAAACUUACUUUAAUAUCCCUGGUUUUUAGCAGUAGAUUUUAUGGUGAGUUGACUGGAUAGAGAAAUGGUUGCAUGUUCCGCAGCACACCGCCGCCUCCCACACCAGCAUGCAGACUACCUUCCCUAUACUAUCGUACUCAUCAUCUUUAAUUUCUUCACUUUACAUUUUCCUAAAUUUAUUUUAGUUUUAUAAUUUUAUUUUGUUUUUAGAAGUGUUUUCUUGUUAAUUGUGUCGGUAAAUCUUGUGUUGUAGUUGUAUUAAGUGUUGUAAUUGUGUUAGUUUAGUGCAGUUUUAUAGUUUGUGUUAGGAAAAAAAAUUAAUUGUAAACUUUUGAGU